Molecule: messenger RNA, 4791 nt
Organism: Vanderwaltozyma polyspora DSM 70294
Lineage: Eukaryota; Fungi; Ascomycota; Saccharomycetes; Saccharomycetales; Saccharomycetaceae
Gene: BPT1
Product: ATP-binding cassette bilirubin transporter BPT1
Exons: 1
Biological process (GO): transmembrane transport
Cellular component (GO): membrane
Molecular function (GO): ATP binding; ABC-type transporter activity; bilirubin transmembrane transporter activity
Source: RefSeq, a predicted model, not a curated record
UUGGCUAGAGGGAGUGAGUUGUGUCUGUGUCUGUACUGCUGUUUUUUUGAGGGGAGAAGAAUAAAAGUAGUAAAAACUACAAUAAUGUUGAAUAGUAAUUCAACUGGAUGCCCUUAUGGCUACAAUCCUUAUUUUGAUAAUAAAACAAAUGCUUUGACUCCAUGUUUUAUUUCAUUGACCAGUAUUUCGAUUGCUUGUUUUUUCGCAUUUAUUGGUCUUAUUCAGAUCAUUUUGUUAUUAAGGGAAACUAGAAUACCACCUAAUUUUAAGUACAUUUCAAAAUGGAGUUCCAUGUCACUUGCUCACUAUAUUCAUAUAUCCACUGUGAUUUUCCAAUCGCUUAUUUGGUUGGGUUUAUUGUUUCUAUGGAAUCGUUCAAUGGAAAAUACUUCAAAAAUUAUUGGUUAUUCAUACCUGAUCAAUUUUCUAUUUACAGUUCUAAUUUCAGUACCAACCCAAUUCUUAGAAUUCUUUAGAAGUACUGCAUCUAUUGGUGGUCAAAUUUUCUACUCGAUGUUCUUAUUCUUUAAUUUAAGCACUCAAAUUAUACAAAGAUUAUUUCAUCCAGAUAACAAUAAAGUGGUAUUAAUUGAUAAUGAUUACGCUCAUUUUCUGGAAUGGGUUUUAUUAUUCAAUACUGCUUUGAUCUUUACUUAUGAUAUAUCCUUUUACAAUCCUUCAGCUGAACUUAUUCAAUAUUAUAAAGAAAAUCAAAUUUAUAUCAGAUCUAAUGUUCUGGCGGAUAUAUCUUUCACUUGGAUGAAUAAGUUGAUCACUGAAACCUACCGUAACAAAAAAGUAAAAGACCCUCAUAAUUUACCUUUACCUCCAAUUGAUUUAAAUAUCCGUGAAGUCAGUUCAAGGUUAAACGCUAAUUGGGAAACUCAAAGAUGGAAUGGUAAAAAUUCAUUAUUAAUGGCAUUAUUGAAAACUUUUGGUUCUUCUAUGUUCAUUGCUAUAGUAUUCGAAACUACAAAAGAUCUGUUAGCAGUAAUAGAACCUCAAUUCUUGAGAUUAUUUAUCGAUAGUUUCAAUAUAGAUGGUGAACAAAAAUAUCCGCUUCUAAAUAGUUUCUUCAUCGUAAUUUGUUUAUUUCUGACAAAUUUCCUAUCAACUUUCUUAAACAAUCAAUUCUAUAUUAAAAUUUUCGAAGUUGGUCUAGGUAUUAGAGGUUCGGUUGCUGCUUUGAUCUAUCAAAAAUCUUUGAGGUUAUCACUAGCGUCUCGUGAAUCGUAUUCAACUGGUGAUAUUAUUAAUUUCGUAUCUGUCGAUGUAUUGCGUUUACAAAGGUUUUUUGAAAACUCUCAAGUAAUCAUCGGUGCUCCUAUUCAAAUUGUCAUCGUAUUGACCUCCUUAUAUUGGUUACUAGGUGAAGCAGUCAUCGGUGGUAUAGUCACAAUGGCUAUUAUGAUCCCUAUUAACGCUUAUUUGUCAAAAAAGGUCAAGUCACUCAACAAAGAACAAAUGAAAUACAAAGAUAUUAGAAUUAGAACUUUGACAGAAAUUCUGAAUUCUAUAAAGUCUAUCAAACUUUAUUCGUGGGAAAAGCCAAUGUUAAAAAGAUUGGAUCAUGUUCGUAACGAUUUAGAACUUGAAAGUUUCAAGAAAAUAGGUAUUGUCAGUAAUUGUAUCUUCUUUGCCUGGAAUUGUGUUCCUAUCAUGGUUACUUGCUCAUCCUUUAUCAUUUUUGCUUUAACUAGUGGUAUGGCAUUAACUCCAGACAUUGUAUUUCCAGCUUUAGCAUUGUUUAACAUCUUAAAUGAUGCAAUUUACUCAGUCCCAUCAACUAUUACAAACAUAAUCGAAGUUAGUGUUUCCUUAGGAAGAUUGAAGAAUUUCUUAGCCACUGAAGAAUUAGAUAGAUCAUUCAUUGAACAAUCAGAUCCAAAAAAUGAUGGUCAUUCUUGUGCUGUGGAAAUUGAUAAUGCUACAUUUUUAUGGAAGGGAAAGAAAAACUUAGUAUCAUCUGAAAAUGGAGAUGAAGAAUCUACUAUUGAUAAUACACAGGUUGCCUUCAAGAAUGUCAAUCAUUUUGAGGUUAAAGAAGGGAGUUUGACCUGCAUUGUUGGAAGAGUUGGUUCUGGUAAAACAACUUUAUUAAGAGCUGUUUUAGGACAAUUACCAUGUAUAAGUGGUGCACAGGAAUCAAUUCCACCAAAACUUAUUAUUAGAGGUAAUAGUAUUGCCUAUUGUCCUCAACAAGCAUGGAUUAUGAACAGUUCUGUUAAGGAAAACAUUUUGUUUGGGCAUAAAUAUGACGAACAUUAUUACAAUCUGACAAUCGAAGCUUGUCAGUUAACUGAAGAUUUGAAAAUGUUACCGGAUGGAGAUGAAACGAUUGUAGGUGAAAAAGGUAUUUCAUUAUCAGGUGGGCAAAAGGCUAGAUUAUCAUUAGCCAGAGCCGUCUAUUCCAGAUCAGAUAUCUAUUUAUUAGAUGAUAUAUUGUCUGCAGUUGAUGCUGAAGUUAGUAAAAAUAUCAUUGAAAAAGUCUUAGAUGAACAAACUGGUCUUUUGAAAAGCAAGACAAUUAUAUUAACAACUAAUGCAAUUUCUGUUUUAAAGCACUCUCAAAAGAUCUAUGCAUUAGAAAAUUGUGAAAUUAUAGAAGAAGGUGCAUAUGAUGACGUCAUGAACUCAAGCGAAGAUUCCAAAUUGAAAGCUUUAAUCAACGAAUUCGAUAACGACAGAGAUAAUAACAGCAAAGAAGAAGUAAGUGAGGAACGUAAAACUUCAGAAGAAACUUCUGAUGUGGUACCAAUUGAUGACAAUUUAAUUGAAAAUGACGACGACAAUCUAGCAGAGUCUACAGUUGCAUAUACUGGUAAGGAACAAAGAAAAGCAUUAGAAAUUAGUUCCAGAAAAGCUUCAAUGGCAACGUUGAAACCACGUCCUAUUUUUGAUAUAAAUAAGAGUGACAAUAAAACUGCCCAAAAGGAGGAGACGACUGCUGAAGGUCGUGUCAAGACUGCAGUAUAUAUUGCAUAUAUUAAGGCGUGUGGUGUUUCAGGUGUAGCAUUAUUUUUCAUUUUCAUGUUAUUGAGUAGAAUUUUUGAUCUGGCAGAGAACUUCUGGCUAAAACACUGGUCUGAAUCCAACCAAAAAUCUGGUUCUAAUGAGAAUUUAUGGAUGUUUGUCGGAGUGUAUGCCUUGAUUGGUAUAAUUUCAGCAGCUUUCAACAAUUUAAGAAGUAUAGUUAUGUUAAUUUUCUGUUCAAUUAGAGGGUCUAAAAAGCUUCACGAUAAUAUGGCAUUAUCUGUCGUCUAUAGUCCUAUGAGUUUCUUUGAGACCACACCUAUUGGUCGUAUUAUUAAUAGAUUUUCUGGUGAUUUAGAUUCAGUUGAUAGUGGACUUCAGUUUAUCUUUUCUCAUUUUUUUAGAUCACUGUUAGGUUAUAUUGUUACUGUUAUUUUAGUGGGUUAUAAUAUGCCUUGGUUUUUUGUUUUCAACAUAUUCUUAAUUGUUAUUUACUUUUAUUACCAAGCCUACUAUAUUGUAACAAGUAGAGAACUAAAGAGAUUGACAAGUAUUACCUAUUCACCAAUUAUGUCCUUAAUAAGUGAAACAUUGGCCGGUUACCUUGUUAUAAAUGCUUAUAAUCACGCCAAAAGAUUUAGUUACUUCAAUUUUGAAAGCGUUCAAUUUAAUAUAGAUUGUCUCUUCAACUUUAGAUCUACAAAUAGAUGGUUAUCUGUUCGUUUACAAGCUAUCGGUGCUCUGAUUGUUUUGGCAACAGGUUUACUUUCAUUGUCUACAAUCGGUACUAGCAAACAACUAACUGCAGGUAUGGUUGGUUUGUUAAUGAGUUAUUCGUUACAAGUCACCAAUUCCUUAAUGUGGAUUGUUAGGAUGUCAGUGCAAAUUGAAACCAAUAUUGUUUCAGUGGAAAGGAUAUUAGAAUACUGUGAAUUACCACCAGAACCACCUCAUGAAAUUGAAGAAACAAAACCUGAAAAGUCUUGGCCUGCACAUGGUUCAAUUAAGUUUAUCGAUUAUUCCACCAAAUAUAGAAAAAAUCUAGAUCCUGUAUUGAAUAAAAUUAACUUGGAAAUCGAACCUAGGGAAAAGAUAGGUAUUGUAGGAAGAACUGGUGCUGGUAAAUCGACAUUAACUUUGGCCUUAUUUAGAAUUUUAGAAGCCACCGACGGUAAAAUUGUUAUUGAUGGAGUCGAUAUUUCAACUUUAGGUUUGUCUGAUCUAAGAAGCAAUCUAGCAAUUAUCCCACAAGAUGCACAAGCAUUUGAAGGAACUAUUAGAACUAAUCUGGAUCCGUUUGAUCAACAUUCAGACGAAGAGCUUUGGAAGGCAAUUGAAGCAUCUCACUUAAAGCCACAUUUGGAAAGAAUUAUUUCUAAUAGGGAUGAUAAUUCUGAAUCUGAAGAAACCAAUGUUUCAGCCAAAGAUAAUAACCUACUUGAAAUUAAAAUUAAUGAAAAUGGUUCUAAUUUAUCUGUUGGUCAAAGACAGUUGUUAUGUUUGUCAAGAGCAUUAUUAAAUCAUUCUAAGAUUUUGGUAUUAGAUGAAGCAACCGCCUCUGUUGAUAUGGAAACAGAUAAGAUUAUUCAAGAAACCAUUAGAAAUGAGUUUUCUGAUAGAACCAUUUUAACUAUUGCUCAUAGGAUCGACACAGUUCUGGGAUAUGACAAGAUUUUAGUUCUUGACAAGGGUGAAGUCAGGGAAUUCGAUUCUCCUGACACCCUGUUAGAAAAUAAGAAUAGUAUUUUUUACAACUUAUGUGAAAAAGGUGGUUACUUAAAUAAAGCACUACCAACAAAUAAUACCAAAAAUGAUUAA